AUGAUAGGUGAUAACGUCAAACUGGGCCUCCAGAAUGGCAGCGCGCCGCCCCCCUCGGAGGUGAAAAUGGAGGAGAGGGGCCAGUGGAGCAACAAGGUGGAGUUCAUUCUGUCCGUGGCGGGCUCCAUCAUCGGGCUGGGCAACAUGUGGCGCUUUCCGUACCUCUGCUACAAGAACGGAGGAGGUGCCUUCCUCAUCCCGUACCUCAUCUUUCUUUUCGCCUGCGGGGUGCCCGUCUUCUUUCUGGAGACGGCGCUGGGUCAGUACACGAGCGAGGGAGGCGUGACUUGCUGGAGGAAAAUCAGCCCGCUGUUUGAAGGUCUCGGCUAUGGCACCCAGGUGAUAGUGACCCUUCUGAACUUCUACUACAUCAUAGUCCUAGCAUGGGGGAUGUUCUAUCUGUCUUUCUCCUUCUCCUGGGAUCUACCUUGGUCCUCCUGCAACAACACAUGGAACACAGAAAACUGCGUGGAAUUCCAGAGGAGAAACACCUCCAUCAAUCAAACUAUCUCCCCUAAUGCUACUUCGCCCGUCAUGGAGUUCUGGGAGAGGCGAGCGCUGAGAAUCUCACCAGGCAUCGACCACAUGGGCUCGCUCAACUGGGACCUGGUCUUGUGUCUGUUCAUCGCGUGGGUCAUGUGCUACUUCUGCAUCUGGAAGGGGGUUAAAUCCACAGGAAAAGUGGUCUACUUCACUGCGACCUUUCCGUAUUUGAUGCUAAUUGUGCUGCUGGUGAGGGGGCUAACCUUGCCCGGUGCUGGGAUUGGGAUUCAGUUUUACCUCUAUCCUGAUUUGGGACGUCUGGCGGACCCGCAGGUUUGGAUGGAUGCCGGGACCCAAAUCUUCUUCUCUUAUGCUAUCUGCUUAGGCUCUUUAACAGCGCUAGGCAGCUAUAACAAAUACAACAACAACUGUUACAGAGAUUGUCUAGCGUUGUGCUUUCUAAACAGCGGCACCAGUUUCGUGGCCGGGUUUGCGAUCUUCUCCAUUCUUGGUUUCAUGUCUUACGAGCAAAACGUUCCUAUAUCAGAAGUGGCGGAAUCAGGCCCAGGUUUAGCCUUCAUUGCGUACCCACGUGCCGUGACCAUGAUGCCUUUCUCCCCCCUGUGGGCUGCCCUAUUCUUCAUCAUGAUUGUUUUUCUCGGGCUGGACAGUCAGUUCGUGUGCGUGGAAAGCCUCGUGACCGCCAUCGUCGACAUGUACCCUGCCACGUUCCGACGGAAAAAUCGGCGGGAGCUUUUUCUCCUGCUCGUGGUGCUACUUUCCUUCCUUGUCGGCCUCAUCAUGCUCAUGGAGGGAGGCAUGUACGUCUUCCAGCUCUUUGAUUACUAUGCCGCUAGUGGCAUGUGUCUUCUCUUCAUGGGUCUUUUUGAGACCGUCUGCAUUGCCUGGGUUUACGGUGCCGAUCGCUUUUACGACAACAUCGAAGACAUGAUUGGCUACCGUCCUGGGCCUUACAUCAAAUACUGCUGGAUGUUCUUCACCCCAGCUACGUGUAUUGGUACUUUUGCCUUCUCUCUCAUUAAAUACACACCCUUGAAAUACAACAACGAGUAUGUGUAUCCAUGGUGGGGCUACGUGAUUGGCUGGUUGCUGGCUCUUUCCUCCAUGGUCUGCAUCCCCUUGUGGAUGGCGUAUAAGAUCAGCACAACACAAGGGACGUUCAGGGAGCGCAUCAAGCUGCUAAUAACGCCGUCUGAGGACUUGCCCAAAACCAAGAGAGAGCAAGAGAGGUUGUUAGCCAUUUUUGCACCAGAAGAAGACUCUACCUGGAAUAAAAAUGGCUACCAUUCCGUGUCGGAACAAGACUCCAAUUUAUGA
Molecule: messenger RNA, 1821 nt
Organism: Nerophis lumbriciformis (worm pipefish)
Lineage: Eukaryota; Metazoa; Chordata; Actinopteri; Syngnathiformes; Syngnathidae
Source: RefSeq, a predicted model, not a curated record